CAAAUGUUGGAAAGGGAAAAAUGGAGUAUAUUUUCUUACACCCAUCACCCAUGUCAACAAACAAACCCAUUGUUAUCUCAUUUGUUGUAUUGACUCUUUAUUUCCCUCUCUUCUACCUUUCUCUCUCUUAACCUUCUAUCUCUUUUGCACUUUUCUACACAAAAAAGAGGGAACCCAGAAGCUAAAGCUUCUAUUAAUCCAAUAAAAUUAGCUUUAAAAUUCUUCAUCUUCCCUAAAACUUAACUCUUAACUCUUAAACCCUAUUUAUAUUCAAAGGGUUUUAGCAGUUUAUUUUUUGUAAAGAUUAAACCAGACUACAUUAAAUCAUUUAAUCUAUUUAUUCUUUUUUGUAUGUUUGAAAAAGAUUUACCCUUUUUGGGUAUAUUUGUUAUUGAUUUAUUGUGUGUUUCUGGUUUGAUAAUUUCACACAAAUUGGGAAAAUUUGACUCCUUUUUCUGCUUGAUGGGUAUAUUGAAAAACCCUUCAAAAUUUGUACUUUAUGCUAAUGGUGUUAGGUAACAGCUGGUUCUCUGAAUUGAACUUUUCAUUGUUUUUUCCAUUGGCUCCAAUAAGUUGGGAUUUUUAGUGAAUUUUCACUAAAAUUAGUGGAAGAAAAAGAUGAUUCAAUUGUUGUUUGUGGUUUUGUUCAUGGAAGGUGUUGUGGCAUUUCUUCUUUUGGUGAAAAUUGGUCCAUUAAGAGAGUUGGUGAUGAAGUGCUUGGAUCAAGUGAAAAUAGGGAAAGGCCCAGCAACUGUAAAGACAAUUGCUGGUACAAUGUCUGUGAUUUUGGCUUCAAGUGUUAUGAGCAUCUUCAAGAUUCAGAAUAAAGGUGCUAAACUUGGUACUAUGUCACCCAUGGAUCAAGUCCUUUGGAGGACCCACUUGCUUGAGGCUAGUCUUAUGGGAUUCACUAUAUUUCUCGGCUUAUUGAUUGACCGUAUGCACCAUUAUGUCGGUAAGCUCAUCAAUAUUAGAAGCAAGGUUGGGACAUCGAAAGAGGAAGUUGAGAAGCUCGAGAACGAAAACCAGCAGCUGAAGGAAAAGGAAGAGAAAUCUUCCAAAGAAUUAGCAGUACUUCAGAUGCAACUAUCAAAAUUAGCAAAUGAGAUAAAUGAUCUAAAGGAUGAAUCACAUGAGAAAGACAAGAAAAUUGAGAUCGAGGAGGCUCACGUAGUAGCCCUUCAGAAACAAUCCGCGGAAUUGCUCCUCGAGUAUGAUCACCUUUUGGAACAAAAUCAAUACCUUCAAAUGCAACUUUUGAGUAAGUGAUGAUAGAAUGUGAAUAAAGUCCGUACAAAGAAUGAGAUUCGUUUGGUUAAGGUUGCUAGUGCUAGAGCCUUCUUUUUGACGAAAUUGGUAUCGAAAAUGGUGAAAGAGCCUUCUUUUUGGUCUAGGUGUUUGGGGUUAGAAUGAAGGGUUUAAAUUAAGUCGAUGUAUGCUCGGUGAUGCUAAAAGUUUUGCGAAAUUGGUAUCGAAAACAUGUCCAUAUUUUGAUUCAUAUUCAUAUAUAUAGUAUUUAGACCUUGACUUUGCGCGAGAAUACUGGUUGAAGACCAAGACAUUCAUAUGCUAUAUACUUCGCAACCACAAAGUUUGUACUUUGAUCCCAUUUCAAGUGAAAUAUUACUUAUGGUAGUUGAGCAAGCUAGACUCUUCAAGUAAUAGCAAUUGAAUUGAUUUUAGUUUUGAUUCAAAAAUUUAUAUGUAAAGGUUGGUUAUGGUAAAACUAAAAGUAAUAUACUUAUUGACUUAUUGUCCAUUUUUUCAUAACCAGUAAUUUUCAAUGAAAAUGCAAAUGAUAAUUGAUUUUCCUUUGU
Amaranthus tricolor (Joseph's coat) is the source of this 1817-nucleotide messenger RNA. RefSeq lists its product as uncharacterized. Bases 619 to 1269 code for a protein of 216 amino acids. The record is from RefSeq and is a predicted model, not a curated record. Gene Ontology annotation, cellular component: endoplasmic reticulum; endoplasmic reticulum membrane. NCBI's taxonomy places the organism in Eukaryota, Viridiplantae, Streptophyta, Magnoliopsida, Caryophyllales, Amaranthaceae. The transcript is spliced from 2 exons. Gene Ontology annotation, biological process: endoplasmic reticulum to Golgi vesicle-mediated transport; intracellular protein transport.